This is a messenger RNA of Stylophora pistillata, 1458 nucleotides long. Its product is annotated as BTB/POZ domain-containing protein 3-like. The record is from RefSeq and is a predicted model, not a curated record. Gene Ontology annotation, cellular component: cytosol. Lineage: Eukaryota; Metazoa; Cnidaria; Anthozoa; Scleractinia; Pocilloporidae. Gene Ontology annotation, biological process: neurogenesis. Gene Ontology annotation, molecular function: protein binding.
GAGUUCAUUGAAUUCAGAAGGAUUUAAUUUGUAAAGAGAACUGAGAACAAACAAAGUAAUGGCUACUGAAGAUAAUUGGCAGACGAAACUUCCCACCCUCAUCGAAAGAACUGAGUUCAUUUUCAACACCGAUUUACUGAGCGAUGUGAAGUUUGUCGUUCCAGUGUCGACUGGUGAAAGCGAAAGUAAGAAGGUGAUCCCAGCUCACAAGUUUGUUCUCGCAAUCAGUAGUCCUGUGUUCUUUGCUAUGUUCUAUGGUCGAAUGGCGAGGACCAAGGACUCUAUUAGCCUGCCUGACUGUGAGUACGAGAGUCUGUUGGAGUUUUUCCGUUUCUUGUACAGCGACAAAGUGAAUUUAAGAGGAAAUAAUGUGAUGCAAGUGUCGUACUUGGCGAACAAAUACAUGGUGCCUUCGCUUGCCAAGAAAUGCACGGAGUAUCUUCGUGACAACCUGAAGGCCUCGAACGUGUUUUGUAUUUUGCCACACGCACAGAAAUUUGAAGAUAAAGAUUUAGAAGAUCGAUGCUGGAAAGUGAUCGAGAAGCAGACAGACCAAGCUGUGACGUCAGACGAAUUUGUUACAGUUGAGCGAUCUGUAGUUGAAUCUGUUGUGAAGCGAGAGGAGUUGAACGUGACGGAAGUAGAAUUGUACAAGGCAAUCGAUCGCUGGGCCACAGAAGAAGUUCAAAGGCGAGGGUUAACUCCUGAUGGAGAAACAAAGAGACGAAUUCUUGGUGAGGACGUUCUUAAAGCAAUACGAUUUCCAUUGAUAUCACAGAAGGAUUUUAUGUCAGUUGUAUUUGAUUCCCAUAUCCUCACUAUUCAUGAGGUUGGAAACAUGAUGAAACAUUACAGCGGCGUUUUAAAAUCUCCUUUGCUAUUUGGGGAUACCGCUAGGAGCCUUUUAUUUCGAUGUGUCCGAUUUCUAAAGUUCAAUUGUGCAGGUGGUUAUGGGGAAGCUUGGACUUACAAAGAUAGAGCUGACAGUAUUGAGUUUACAAUCAACAAACCAGUCUUGUUACAUGGUGUUCAGCAUUUUGGCUCAGACGGUGGAAAGUAUACUGUUUCUACCGAAGUUAAAGCUACAGCCCACAAUUCUUGCCUCGGAAAGGAAUCAGGAACAUACUCUUCAAAAAAGGACGUGACUAAUAAUUAUCAUGGCUUUGAUGUAAUGUUUAAUCCUCCAAUUCGUUUGGAGUCUCAUGUAAACUAUAGGCUUGUGUCGCUUAUCAAGGGUCCUUCAUCAUGGUAUGGAGAAGAGGGACAAACGUCUCUUAAAUUCCCCGGAGGGCAGGUCAAUUUUACACCCUCAGUGGAGAGUACAAAUCAAACUUCGGCAACAAGAGGUCAAUUUCCAGCUUUCAUAUUUAGUCGAACUUAAAGCAUAGGUACUAGGAAAUUAUUUUUGGAUUGUUUUUCGCUGCUAAAAGUGGUUGAAAAUAAAAAGUCUUGAAUACA